GAAAAAAAAAACAAAAACAAAAAUAUUUUUGGACCAACAAGGAAAGCCCAAAUUUUGGUUAAACGUUCAAUUGCUUCGUCGGUCUCCUCUCUUUUAUCUCUCGCGUCUGCUGGAUUCAGAUCUAGAAGAAGGAACUUGGACGAAGAAGAGUAAAACCAUGGCAGCACCAGAUCAUUUGUUCAAUCUCAGAAAUAACUUCUAUUUGGGUGCGUAUCAGGCAGCCAUUAACAACAGUGAUCUCCCCAAUCUCUCCCCCGAUGACGCAAUCGAGAGGGAUUCCAUUGUUUUCCGCUCUUACAUUGCCCUUGGCAGUUAUCAGCUAGCGAUCAGCGAGAUCGAUUCAUCCGCCCCGACGCCUCUUCAAGCCGUCAAAUUGCUCGCUCUGUAUCUGUCUGAUCCCAGCAACAAGGAAUCUACCAUCGCGAGUCUACAGGAAUGGCUAUCAGAUCCAGCCAUUGGAAACAAUCCUACUUUGAGGCUAAUUGCCGGAAUCAUAUUCAUGCAUGAGCAAGAUUAUAAUGAAGCCUUGAAACACACAAAUGCUGGAGGAACCAUGGAAUUGCAUGCGCUGAAUGUUCAAAUAUUUCUUAAGAUGCACAGGUCAGAUUAUGCAGAGAGACAGCUGCGAGUCAUGCAACAGAUUGAUGAGGAUCACACAUUAACACAACUUGCAAAUGCUUGGUUAAAUCUAGCAGUGGGUGGUUCCAAGAUACAAGAAGCAUAUCUCAUCUUCCAAGAUUUCUCCGAAAAGUAUCCCAUGACAAGCUUGAUUUUGAAUGGAAGGGCAGUCUGCUGCAUGCAUAUGGGAAACUUUGAUGAAGCCGAGACACUUCUUCUUGAAGCACUGAACAAGGAUGCAAAAGAUCCCGAAACUCUGGCCAAUUUAGUUGUAUGCAAUCUUCACCUUGGCAAACCAACUUCUCGUUUUCUCAGCCAAUUGAAACUUUCGCAUCCCGACCACAUGCUUGUCAAACGCAUCUCGACUGCUGAAGAAAACUUUGAUAGAGCUGUUCAAUCUGUUGCUUAGAGAACCCCUUGCUGCCUUCGAAAGAUGAUGAAUGAUGUUUACUAGUGUUAAACGACAGUUGGUCUUCAACCUGUGGCCGUUCACUGCCAAGGGGCUGUUGAUUUUGCUCAAGUUAUUUGGCUAUUGAAUAUCAAAUCGAACCAAAUGUUUGACAUUAGAAAUUAUAACGCAUAAUUCUGGUCAUUUUUUGUACUGAGCUUCCUGGAUGGUGAUCCAUACUUAUUCUUUACCAUUUUCAUUUGUUUAAGCCUUUGGUUAAAGACGAUGGCCUUUCAAUUUUCACUGUUUAAUAUUAUAGUAUUAUACCACAA
This is a messenger RNA of Cucumis melo (muskmelon), 1338 nucleotides long. Its product is annotated as coatomer subunit epsilon-1-like. The transcript is spliced from 7 exons. The record is from RefSeq and is a predicted model, not a curated record. NCBI's taxonomy places the organism in Eukaryota, Viridiplantae, Streptophyta, Magnoliopsida, Cucurbitales, Cucurbitaceae. Gene Ontology annotation, biological process: intra-Golgi vesicle-mediated transport; endoplasmic reticulum to Golgi vesicle-mediated transport; retrograde vesicle-mediated transport, Golgi to endoplasmic reticulum. Gene Ontology annotation, molecular function: protein binding; structural molecule activity. Gene Ontology annotation, cellular component: COPI vesicle coat. The coding region runs from base 158 to 1027 and encodes 289 amino acids.